Bipolaris victoriae FI3 is the source of this 1884-nucleotide messenger RNA. RefSeq lists its product as hypothetical. Lineage: Eukaryota; Fungi; Ascomycota; Dothideomycetes; Pleosporales; Pleosporaceae. Bases 1 to 1884 code for a protein of 627 amino acids. The record is from RefSeq and is a predicted model, not a curated record. The transcript has 2 exons.
AUGUCCACCAAUGAUCCCUGGCUAUGGAGUGUAGACGAACUAGUUGCCAGCCUAUGUCACUCACCCACACUAUUCAUUAAUGCAGGGCAUUCAGUCGAUAACAUUCCGGAUAGCUCGACUCUUGAGACAGGGCUGCGAGCGCAGAACAUGACAGGAAAGACGCUACUUACUUCUUUUGCAAUGCAUGAAGUAGUAAUUACAAACAAAUUGAACAUAUCUCGUAUAAGUCAGCGGUUUGCUCUACACGCAGUGAUAGAACUGCUUCGACGAGAUUCACGUGGCUACCAUAUCCAGCACGCGACCAAUACGAGUGAAGUCCCGCUCAAUAAUAACGCCCCAAAUACUUCGCCAAUUGCACAAAUCAUUCGAAGCCCACAGGUAGCGUCCAAUCAACGGGGGACUGAACCAAAACGAAGCAGAGCUGAGAUCAUCCCAGCCGGGCCAGUGCGCCAAACGCUGCAAACGCAAAUGCAGACACAUGAUACGUCAAACGAGUUUGACCAUCUUCUGAGAUGGCAAAAUACAGCUGAAGACGACGAAGUGAUCGAUUUUGCAGUUGCCAACAUUCAACAGGACGAUGAAUCUAUCGGCACAGAUGAAGAUGAAGAAAUAGACGAUCCGCAAGAACCUGACGAGGUAGAGGUACCAUCAGGUCGAAACAAGCUCCCUCCUGAGCAAAUCGUCAAUAUCAUUAACGAGUGCAUCGAUGCCUACAGCAAAUCCUGGAAACCAAAUGCAGGCGUUCCCCGCGGCGAAGAAGUCGACUACGAUGUCCACGCCAUGUGGGAUGAAGCAGAAGCCUCGGGACAGCGAAAAAAUCUUGUGCAAAAGUACGAAGAAGAUCAUGCAUACUUUUCGAAUAGACUCAACAAACUGUGCGAUGAGAUUGUUAAUGCUGCUGGAAGCAACCCCAAUGAAGUACGCACGCAAUGUCGCAAUCUUGAGACUACGAUCCAAGCAAUGGAGCUGGCCGGUUGGCUAAGGGAGAUAUACGAACUGGAGCCGGUCGAUAGCGAUGACGAGCUUGCAGCCUCAGCCGACGAUAUUAGCAUGGCAUCUUUACCAAGGCCCCAGGCUAUUGCAGCCACCGAGAUUAUCAACCUGGAUACGUCGCCCGAACCUUCGGAAAUAGGAGAGGCGGUAUCAACCGUGGAGAAGCCUCUUCAAGAUGUGGCUGACAAUACUGGGAAUUUAUUGAGCCACCAGAGGCGGACAUUAACACCGGACUUCAUCCUUCGUGAUAUUGCUGGGAAUUCCUCGAGCCGCCACAGGCAGUCGCCAUCACCUGAAUUGGCCAUUACUCAGAGCAUAGAGCCAAUAGUCAACAAGUACCAUCGCCCCCUUCAUCCCAAUGGCCCUCGGCACACACCUAUUCUCCGAAGAUAUGGAGAUGACCCCGAAAACGCUUCGAUCAAUUCGGUACGCCGCUGGAAAUGGAAAGACUUAACUGAGCACCUUGAUCGCAAGCGUAUCGUUUCCAAAACCAUUUUUGAAAUGGAUGGCAGCGGUCGCGAGUCGGUUCGCAUCCGUGUCCAGCUCAUUGACAAGACAUGUCUACUAAGAGAAAUCGCGGCGUGCAUUGACAUGUUAUGGAGAGGAGAAUCGAAACUGCAGGGCGUACUCCCUCGAGACAUGGCCAAGAUUACCCGCUUUACCAACAUAUUUCUGUCGUGGUGGUUCUGUAGGAACUAUUUUGAUGGACCAAACGCAUCUACGGCAGAACUCGAAGAGCUCAAGUCCUGUUUAUCAGACGGAUCUGCUGGAGCAUCUACCUUCUACGACUACCUUUGUAAAAUUAUGGAAACGACCUUUAGCGAACAAGCUCUCCAGCACCCUGAUCAGCCGUCACAGGCAGAGAUCAUUGAGAUAUCGGACGACGACUGA